Cinclus cinclus is the source of this 2034-nucleotide messenger RNA. It is a transcript of the gene RP2, whose product is annotated as RP2 activator of ARL3 GTPase. Gene Ontology annotation, cellular component: cilium; periciliary membrane compartment. Lineage: Eukaryota; Metazoa; Chordata; Aves; Passeriformes; Cinclidae. Bases 22 to 1104 code for a protein of 360 amino acids. Gene Ontology annotation, biological process: post-Golgi vesicle-mediated transport. The record is from RefSeq and is a predicted model, not a curated record. The transcript has 5 exons. Gene Ontology annotation, molecular function: GTPase activator activity.
GGCGGCGGCAGCAGCAGCGCCAUGGGUUGUUUUUUCUCCCGCCGCAGGAAGCCGGCCCAGGACGGCCAGCAGCAGCAGCUGCAGGGAGCCGCGCAGGAGGCGGCGGCCGGCGAGCAGAAGGCGCCGCAGUACAGCUGGGACCUGCGAGCCAAGAUUGACCCCAAAGAUUACACUUUCUCUGGACUUAAAAAUGAAACUGUGGGUCGACUGCCUGGAAAAGUAGCAGGGCAACAAUUUGUCAUCCAGGACUGUGAGAACUGCAAAAUCUACAUAUUUGACCAUUCUGCUACAAUCACAAUUGAUGACUGUGUCAAUUGUCAAAUCUUUUUAGGACCAGUAAAAGGCAGCGUGUUUUUCCGUGACUGCAAAGACUGUAAAUGUGUGGUUGCCUGCCAACAGUUCCGCACGCGGGACUGCAGAAAGCUGGAGGUAUUCUUGUGCUGUGCCACCCAACCCAUUAUCGAGUCCUCCACAGGUAUGAAAUUUGGAUGUUUCCAGUACUAUUAUCCUGAGCUUGCUCUACAAUUUAAAGAUGCUGGUCUGAGUAUCUUCAACAACACAUGGAGCAACAUCCAUGACUUCACCCCUGUGUCUGGAGAAAAUAACUGGGGCCUUUUACCUGAAACUGCUGUAGUCCAAGAUUAUGUUCCUCUGCCCAGCUCUGAGGAGCUGAAAGCCGUCAGGGUUUCUACUGAUGCUACAAAGAGCAUAAUACCGGUAACUCGAGGGCAGAGACAGAAAAACAGUGAUGAAUCAUGUUUGGCCGUGUUUUUUGCUGGUGACUACACAACUGCAAAUGCCAGGAAGUUAAUUGAUGAGAUGACUAGUAAAGGCUUUCAACUGGUACAGACUAAAGAAGUCUUAAUGAAGGCAGAGGAUGCUCACAGAGUUUUCCAGCAGAGUGCAUUAGAAUUCAUUCCACUGCUGGAAAAAGGUCCAGUGGUUGCUUUGGAAUUCAAUGGAGAUGGUGCUGUAGAACAAUGUCAAAGCACUAUAAAUGAAGUUUUUAGUGGGACCAAGGUUUUUGUAUCGGAAAGCAAAGCAUCAGCAUCUCAAGAUGUAGACAAUUUCUACAAUUUUGCUGACAUGCAGAUGGGAAUGUGAAGUUUAGCAUGAAGGUGCUCACAUACAGUUUGUUUCAGCACUUGGAUGUCACUUGGCUUGAGUAUUGUAGCAGUUUUGUCAUUUAGUUUUGUAUUUCUCAUAUAUCCCUUUUAUAAAGCCACUGGUGUUUUUAAAUACCACGUUAUCUGGAGUCAACUGCAUAGAUAGCCAUGUGCAUUGUGUUUGAAAUUUAAGCUUAACUUCAAAAACAAUUGAGCUUUUCUACUAACUUUUUUACAGUGAUUUCUAAACAUCUAUCAACACUUGAAUGUUUCUUGACAAUAUCUAAUGGUUCUACAUAUUUUAAAAGUGCAAUGCUAAUCCAAGUUUGAUGCAGCAGUAAUUGUUAUCUUUCACUCAGACAUAUUGUUUAGAAAGUGUAUUUAUGUGAAACUUGCCCUUCAUAAUUUUUCCCACAUGCAAAUUUGUCUUCACUGGGGGUGCAGGAAGGAAGCUGUAGUCAUUGACUCUUUCUGAAAGCUUAGUCUGAAAUUAAUUUUCCUUGUAGCACGCUUUCAAAAGUGGUUUGUGACUUUGGCUUACUCUUGACUUCAGCACACUUUUUGAAUAAAUCUGUUUGCAGCAGCAUUUAUGGUGAGAGUUGUCACAACAGCAUUCUGGUAAGUGAGCACUUGGAGGUUUUGCUGCUUGAGGUGAAUCCUGAGCAUGAGUGCUCUGCUGAAGCUACUCUAAGGUCUGCUCAGGUUUUUUGGCAAUACAGCUGCCUCUGGCAUUGCCAGUUCACACAUGGGAUCCACAUGGGAUAUACAUGAGGCUUCUUUGCACUUGGAGCAAUAAACCUCUGGCAUAUUGUUGGUUACUAGAAGGGACAUAGCCAGUAGUCAGAGAAGGACUUUGACUGCAUUAAAAACCCCUUCUUCCUUGCUAGACUCCAGGAGAAGGCUUUUACAUGCAGAAGUAACAAAGAAA